CACACACACACACACACACACACACACACACACACACACACACACACAUUCGUACGCACUGAAACAACUUCCGUACCUCACGAAAACAUAUUUAAACAGAUGGAAAAAACUAUCGCAGAACACAGUGUCACGUAGCAACUGGUCUUUACGGUCGUUUGAAACAACAGGUCAGUUUGGGGGACAAAAGGAGGGUUCAGUUUUUACUGACCUCCCAUCUGACAGUUUAAAUGUUUAUGACCGUUUGAAUCAACAGGUCAGUUUGGGGUACAAAGGAGGGUUCAGUUUUUAUGGGAGCUUGAGAAUUUCGUAUGAAUAGAAACUGGCCACCCAUUUGACCGUUUAAAUGUUUACGACCGUCUGAAACAACUUCCAUACCUCACGAAAACAUAUUUAAACAGAUGGAGAACUAGAGCAGAACACAGUGUAACCGCGAUUUGCAAAAUGAAAGGUAAUUUCUUUUUUUUUUUUUUUCAUUCCUUGUAACACGUCUGUUUAAUGUUACUAUAAUAAGUAUUUAUUCGAACUAAAAACAGUCGAACAUCGAGUUGAAAUUCACCCACCACCAAGGGAUCUCCUAACAGAGUCUCCAAUCCUUUUGUCCGAUGACGACGAAGUGAAAGACGAAGAACUUUGUUUGAUCGAUCUUACAAAGUUGGAAGAUGAUUAUCGAGAGGAUUCGCCGGAAGAGACCAACGCGAUCCCUUUAACCCAAUCGCAGUCUGGGUCCGUCAACGGCCAUUCCAGGCAGAGAAGGCUUGAUUGCGCCAAAGACUCCAGACAUCGAAUCCUUGCUCCGUGGGGAAAUCAUCGAAAACGACGGUGAAUGUCCAACAGGCACCCGCUGCAACAAACGCAGGAGGAAGCGUAGAUGCGCCCGCCAGCUCGACAAACAUGAUAGAAACAGAAGAAGGCUGAAACAGUACUAUCGUAUACUGGCUCGCACUCUCAUGAAGAUGGCAGACAUGAUUUGAUACAUACUGGUUUGUUAUAUCUGUUCCAUUCGAAUUAUUUUUUCUUUUUUUUCUUUAGAGAAAUAUAAUGGGUGUAGUUCCAUCUGAAUUAGAUGUAGUUAUUGAAGAAGAUGAAGACGUUUGUAAUCAUCAUUUAGAUCCAAACAACCAGAUAGAAUGGGAACCAAACAAUGAUCCGUCUUUGCAAGAUGAUAUUAAUGUGUUAAAUUCAAACACAAACACACAAGCCUCUACACAGCAUCACGAUGUGUUGGGAGGGGCGACACCCUCGGGGGAAUGUUUGGAUUUUUCGGAGGUGGUGGGGGUCAUGCAGAACCAACCGUCAACGGCUGACCAAUCAAUUUCAAAUGAGACCCAGAGGGGUGAUGGGGUAAAUGUCUUGAGGAGGGAAACAUUCAACAAUAUACAACUAUCCAGCGUUUUAACUUUUCCUCAAAACAACGAUGUAACAGAUUACGCCACAUUUUACCGCGGAGUCUUGGGGAGCCUUAAAAAGCUGACACAGAUGGUAACUAAGGAAGCUAGACCCGGCGAUAUCAUUCAAUUGGAGUUAUCCGGUGAAAGUGCAAAUCAACACACUUCAUUUACAUUUCGAAACGAUGCCGGGGCUGUGAUGAAUGCUUUUCAAGAUGUGUUAGAUCUGUUGGUACAAUCAAACGUUGAAAUAUUGAACGAUGAAGAAAUACAGGUGAUGGUCCAGGUGAUACAUAACCCUCGAGGUGGUGUAAGAAGAAAAAUCGAAACCCUUUUGGAACAUGAAAUCCGCAGAAAAAAAGCUCGUUAUCUUUACAAUCCAUUAAACUCGAAUAAUCAACUAUGUUUUGCCAUUAGCCUAGCAAGUCUGUUACAUCCUGAAUUUACAGAUAGCCAGGCUGUGGCGGAGGCUGAAAAAAUACAGAGAAAAGCGGGCUUAGACGAACAGACUUCCGUCACUUUCAGUCAUAUUCGUGAAUUUGAAAAAGUGGUACGUCGUAAAAUUGUCAUACUGUACAGAGAAGAGGGCCAACGACCCCUCUCACGGUUCGAGACGGAUUACCCCAAAUCAGAAAAUCCGUUGUAUCUGUAUUUAUCUCAGAAUCAUUACAGCGGUAUCAUUAACAUUAAAGGUUUUUUGUCAAAACCGCACGUUUGUCACUACUGUUACCAAGGGUACGACAAACCCGACAGACACAAAUGCGACGGCUAUUGCUUGGUCUGUACACAAAACGGGUGUGUAAAAAUAGAGGGGAAAACUGUGCUUUGCAGGGAUUGCAACAUGUGGUGUCGUUCUCCUGCAUGUCUCCUCAGACACAGGGUAAAACACCGGGUUAUGGAAAAACUCGUCAGCAACUGCGAUCGGCGAAAGAAAUGCCUUAAAUGCAACCUAUUUUACGAUGUACCUGUGGCUACAGGUAUCGCUAAACACACGUGCCCUAAGUUAAAAUGUCAAAUAUGUAAAGAAGAGCUACCUCGCAGUGACUCAGAGACACCUGAAACACGACAUCUUUGCUAUAUACAACCCCAACCACGUGAAGUAAACCACAAUGAUAAUAUCAUAUUCUAUGAUUUUGAGACGUUUGUCGAUGACAAUCACACUCACAUUCCCUUUCUAGUCUGUACCAAGACGCUGCAAGGAGAAGAGUGGUGUGCUUUUGGACUGGAUUGUGUUACAGUUUUCCUCAAUCAUUUCAGGAAACCUCGUUAUCUUAAAUCUACAUUUAUAGCCCACAAUUCGAGAGGAUUUGACGGUUACUUGAUUCUGAGAGGCAUGGUACGGCUGGGUAUAGCACCCUUAAUUAUCAUGCAGGGGAGUAAAGUUCUCUGUUUUAAAGACCCUGAUUUUUUGCAAAAAUACAUUGACUCGCUUUCCUUCCUUACCAUGCCGCUUAGCGCUAUGCCAAAAGCGUUAGGACUCGGUGAUUGCUGGUCCAAGGGGUAUUUUCCUCACAAAUUUAGUUCGGAGGAACAUUUAAAUUAUGUCGGAAAAUACCCCGCAAUCAGCAAUUACGGUGUAGAACGCAUGACACCUGUUGAACGCACCAAGUUUGAGACGUGGUAUCAAAAUGAGAAAAGCGAGGUCUUUGAUUUUCAAAAACAAGCGGUACACUACUGUAAAAACGACGUCAAUGUUCUUCGUGAGGGUUGCAUCAAAUUUAGAGCCGAGUUUACGAGCGAGACGGGUGUUGACCCCUUCUCCCGUAUCACCAUAGCCUCGGCCUGCAUGAAGGUGUUUGUGACUAAUUUCCUCGAGCCGCGUUCUCUAGCCAUACCUUCCCCGGAUAACUACCGAGGGUUGUGUAAAAAAUACUCACACACCAGCAUCCAAUGGUUAGAAUGGGAGUCGCAUCGUCGUGGUAUUUUCAUUCAGCAUGCUUUAAACAAAGGCGAAAAACAGAUGGGGGCAUACUUUGUGGAUGGGUUUGCUAUAAUCGGUGGCAAACCAUUCGUCUGGGAAUUUCAGGGGUGUUUUUAUCACGGAUGCCCGACGUGUUUCGAACCCGGUGCUGUAUGCCCUUUGACAAACACACCGUUCGAGGAGUUGCACAAGGCUACCGAGAAAAAAAUGAAAGCGUUAAAGCGUGACCACAAGGUCAACAUCAUCGUCAUCAGAGAGCACGAGUGGAAUGAAAUGAAAAAAUCAAACCCUAGGGUAAUAGACUUUCUCAAAACACGCAAUUACCCCGCACCUCUCAUGCCUCGAGACGCUCUUUAUGGAGGUAGGACAAGCGCCUUUUGCUUGAGGCACACGGCGGGUGAGAACCAGCGUGUAUUGUAUGAGGAUGUCACCUCUCUCUACCCGUACGUCAACAGCGCAUUUCCUUACCCCCUGGGUCAUCCUGUCAUCAUCCACACGGAUUUUGACGAUGUUGGAAACUAUUUCGGUCUGGUCAGAGCCGUUGUUCACCCUCCUCGAGGUCUCUAUUUCCCUGUGCUACCCUACAGAACGGUCAAGGGUAAACUAGUGUUUACACUUUGCCGCACAUGCGCAGAAAACAAUAACCAGCAGGAACCCUGCGAACAUGAUGAGGAAGGAAGGGCAUUGACGGGAGUCUGGGUCACGCUCGAAUUCAACAAAGCUUUACAGUUGGGAUACAGAGUCGGUAAGAUUACGGAGGUGUGGCACUUUGAAGAACGGAGCGAAACCGUUUUUACGGGUUAUGUUCAAACUUUCCUAAAGGGUAAGCAAGAAGCUUCAGGGUAUCCCAAAGAAGCCGUCGAUGCAGAAAGCAGGGAAAAGUACAUUCGUGAAUAUCGUGAAAAUCAGGGAAUACAGCUGGAUGCUGAAAAAAUCGAACCCAACCCUGCCAAGAGACAAAUGUCAAAACUCUGUUUAAACAGCCUUUGGGGAAAGUUUGCGGAGAGGUGCAAUAGAACUCAGACCACCUUGGUGAGAAAAAGUGAAGUAUUUUUCGACUUUGUAUUUUCAGGAAAAUAUCAGGUUGAAUAUUUUUCCUUUCUCAACGAGCAAAUUGCUAUGGUGCAAUGGCAAUACAGUAAAAACAGCGUGGUGCUUCCCGGUAACACAAAUAAUGUAUUUGUCGCUGCUUUUACCACCGCUUACGCACGUUUGAAAAUGUACGGUUACCUAGAGGGGUUGCAAGAGAGAGUUCUUUACACAGACACCGAUAGUUUAAUCUACACGGUAAACGAGGGGGAAGUUUCUCUGGAGACGGGGUCCUAUCUAGGCGAUUUGACGGAUGAGUUGGGAGGAGACAGCAUUCACGAAUUCGUCUCCGCCGGUCCAAAGAGUUAUGCCUACCAUACCCUGCAGGGUAAAAAAACUGUGCUGCGUGCCAAAGGAAUCACUCAAACCCGCGAGUGUUGUGAGAGGGUCAACUUUGACAGCGUUAAAGAUUUGGUGGAGGGCUAUCUGGAGGAAGACAAAACAGGUGCGAUCUACACCCCUCAUCACCAAAUUGUUCGUGAUAAAAGGGGGUUCCUUUUAAAUAACUCGUCUUUCGAAAAAAAGUUUCGAGUGGUGUAUGACAAAAGACGUCUCUUUCCCGACGGGAAAACUUUACCUUUCGGGUAUUAGAGAGGAAAUGGAAAAAAUGGAACGAGUAGACUUUGAUCCCAGAUUUCAUACACCUUUUUCAUGCCUGGUUGUAGGACCUAGUGGUUGCGGAAAGACUUUUUUUGUAAAAUGUGUGUUGGAAAAUUGUGAACACGUCAUGAAUUCUAUACCCGACAACAUUGUGUGGAUUUAUACAUCUUUCCAACCCAUGUAUGCUGAAUUAAAAAAGAUGAAUAAAAAAAUAAAAUUUGUUGAAGGACUGCCUGAUUCCUUUGAAGAUGAAAACUUGUUUCCGGACGAUCAGACCCAUUUGGUGAUUUUGGACGAUGUUAUUUUUCAAGCCUCAAAUCACCCCGAAGUGGUUAAAAUUUUCACGCAGUAUAGACAUCAUAGAAAUAUGAGCGUUAUGAUGCUGACCCAGAAUGUUUUUCAUCAGGGAAAAUUUUCACGCACCAUUAGCUUAAACUGUAAUUAUAUGAUACUGUUUAAGAAUCCGCGGGACAGAUUGCAGAUUAACGUGUUGGCACAGCAAAUGUUCCCCGCACAAAAAAGUUUUUUCUUGGAAAGUUUUGCGGAUGCUACUUUGGAUGCUCAUGGCUAUUUAUUGGUCGACCUGACACCUUUCUGUCCAGAACAAUACAGAGUGAGGUCGGGCGUGCUUCCGCACCAGUGGCCCGUUGUCUACGUGCCAAAAACAUAAUGUCAAAGCGUGUAAAGAGGAACGGUCCCAUGUUAAAAGCUCUGUACCAUGCCACACCACAAAAACGUCGAGAUAUUCUGAGUCACGGCUCACCAGACUUUAUCCAGACGCUGUGUGAAAUUGCUUUAAACAUUCUGAAGGGUAAUGUGCCCUUAUCACCGUCUCAAUUUGCUCAGCUUAAAAAACAAAAGAAAAUCAUCCGACUGCUGGCUGAUAAAAGGACUGGACUGAAACGCAAACGCCAGACUCUGAUGAAACAGUCGGGCGGUUUUCUUCUACCCUUACUGGCCACCGUCGUACCGUUUAUAGGGAAUCUUAUCGGUGGAUUGAGCGGAAAAGGUUGAAGAUGAAAAAGGCUCAAAAAUUGUUUCUCCUAUCCCCCCAACAAUUAAAUCGUCUGACUCGCCCGGAGCCGACCAUCAGAGACUCGGCGGAGGAUGAUCUAGAUGUUAAAAUGAGAGCCGUCUUAAACGAACCCGGAAUGAAUCCUCAUGAAAGAAUAAAAAUAUACGAUACCCUGCUGCAGAGAUAUCUCGGCCUGUUGAAGCAGGGGCAACGGGAGGAGAAAAGGAUGACUCUGACUUUACACAAGGAUUUGCGGGGUGAACCAUGGAAUGACUCUGAGGAUAAACCGGAGGAUAAACCAGAGGAUAAACCGAUGGAUAAACCGGAGGAUAAACCUCGGAAUACUGGCGGGGGGUCAAAGGAUGUCACGAUGAUCGAAGUUCUGAAAAUCCUCCCCCGACGCGACCGUAACAACGCCGAGUACAUUAUGAAAAAAUUAUCCGAGAAUGAUAAGGGGUGGACCUCUAAAGGAGAGUUUGUUCAAAACGGUACACCGGUGCAGGGAUCUCAUAUGAUCGAUUUACUGAAACACCUGAUGCAACGGUCCAAAAAUCCACAGACCCGCACGCCUGAGGGUUGGAGAAAAUUUUUAACAGCGUUGACGGAGCUAAAUGUCCCCACAUCGACCAUUCAUAACCCCAGAGCACGAGAUCAAUACAGACGUCUGAAAGCGGAUGGAGAGUUUGAAUCAGAAUGGGUGGAAAAAGAAACAUUUCUAUCCCCCGAGAGGAAAAGAAGAGGUAGAAAAGUGACAUUGUCCCCACAUUGGUUAAACCUUGAAUGAAUGAUGACAAAACUCUUGUUUCAAUAAAAUGUUUUUUUAUUCAUCAAA
Messenger RNA from Nerophis ophidion (straightnose pipefish), 6842 nucleotides. RefSeq lists its product as uncharacterized. The transcript is spliced from 5 exons. Gene Ontology annotation, biological process: DNA replication. NCBI's taxonomy places the organism in Eukaryota, Metazoa, Chordata, Actinopteri, Syngnathiformes, Syngnathidae. Gene Ontology annotation, molecular function: DNA binding; DNA-directed DNA polymerase activity; nucleotide binding. The record is from RefSeq and is a predicted model, not a curated record. Bases 1039 to 4986 code for a protein of 1315 amino acids.